Molecule: messenger RNA, 4481 nt
Organism: Enhydra lutris kenyoni (northern sea otter)
Lineage: Eukaryota; Metazoa; Chordata; Mammalia; Carnivora; Mustelidae
Product: PHD finger protein 6
Exons: 11
Coding region: 234-1331 (365 amino acids)
Cellular component (GO): nucleus
Source: RefSeq, a predicted model, not a curated record
GUUGAGUCGUUGCGUGCGAGGGGGGCGACGUAAGGGCGCUCGGCGAGCCCGUCUCUCCUCGAAUGAAAGGAAACAACCUCCGGCGACAGAGCCCCGCUCCCAGGCGCUGCCGGAGAACCGACACCGACUUCUUUCUCUUUCCCCUCAUUGGCGCUUCUCCGCUGCCGUUCGCCUCCGGGCCCCGCCGCAUUUCUUGAGGCUUAAAGUGGCAUUCUAAAAGCAAUUUAAAAAUCAUGUCAAGCUCAGUUGAACAGAAAAAGGGGCCUACAAGACAGCGCAAAUGUGGCUUUUGUAAGUCAAAUAGAGACAAGGAAUGUGGACAGUUACUAAUAUCUGAAAACCAGAAGGUGGCAGCACACCAUAAGUGCAUGCUCUUUUCAUCUGCUUUGGUAUCAUCACACUCUGAUAACGAAAGUCUUGGUGGAUUUUCUAUUGAAGAUGUCCAAAAGGAAAUUAAAAGAGGCACAAAGCUGAUGUGCUCUUUGUGCCAUUGUCCUGGAGCCACAAUUGGUUGUGAUGUGAAAACAUGUCACAGGACGUACCACUACCACUGUGCGCUGCAUGAUAAAGCUCAAAUACGGGAGAAACCUUCACAAGGAAUUUACAUGGUUUAUUGCCGGAAACACAAGAAAACUGCACAUAAUGCUGAAGCUGACUUAGAAGAAAGUUUUAACGAACAUGAAUUGGAGCCCUCAUCACCUAAAAGUAAAAAGAAAAGUCGCAAAGGAAGGCCACGAAAAACUAAUUUUAAAGGGCUGUCGGAAGAUACCAGGUCCACAUCCUCCCAUGGAACAGAUGAAAUGGAAAGUAGUUCCUACAGAGAUCGGUCUCCACAUAGAAGCAGCCCUAGUGACACCAGACCUAAAUGUGGAUUUUGUCAUGUAGGAGAGGAAGAAAACGAAGCAAGAGGAAAGCUGCAUAUAUUUAAUGCCAAGAAGGCAGCUGCACAUUAUAAGUGCAUGUUAUUUUCUUCUGGCACAGUCCAGCUCACAACAACAUCAAGAGCAGAAUUUGGAGAUUUUGAUAUUAAAACUGUACUUCAGGAGAUUAAGCGAGGAAAAAGAAUGAAAUGUACACUUUGCAGUCAGCCCGGUGCUACUAUUGGAUGUGAAAUAAAAGCCUGUGUUAAGACUUACCAUUACCACUGUGGAGUACAAGACAAAGCUAAAUACAUUGAAAAUAUGUCACGAGGAAUUUACAAACUGUACUGUAAAAAUCAUAGUGGGAAUGAUGAGAGAGACGAAGAAGAUGAGGAACGAGAGAGUAAAAGCCGGGGAAAAGUAGAAAUUGACCAGCAGCAACUAACUCAGCAGCAACUUAAUGGAAACUAGGUUCAUGGGACAGAGUUAGAAAACUGGGAAUGAAUAAGACAUCCAUAACUACUAUUCUUUUUUCACUGUUUUCUAAAAUCAAAAAGGGUUUGUCACUUUUUACUGCCCAACUCUUAGAUCCUUCAUUGAACUGCCUAAAAACGUCUUGUUUGUUUUAUGAGCCUUCACUAGAUGGCAGAAUUUGACAUGUUGAUAUUACUAGCUGUAGUUUGCAGUUUCUGGGAAGCAAUCGAAACACUAUUAACCCUGUGUAUAGUGUCAACAGUUAAAGCAGACAUUGAAAUGAAGUAAGCUAUAUUUCUGGACUGAACAAAAGUUCUACUGUUUAGAGUGUCUAAGUUUGUUUAGUGGACUCAUACUCAAGGGAAAGCAUAAGCAAAUUUCACUUUAUAGUAACACGCCUCUGGUGGCAACACAUGGGAAUUUGUGAUUUUCUUUUUUUUCACACUCAAGUCACGGAGGCUAGAAAUGAAGAGAACCUUCUUUUUCUCUUGGCUUUGACAGCACAUGGUAAAAAUCUCUUCCAAGAAGUGUGCUAAAGCUUUUCAUUUCGUUCCUGUUAAAGUUGUUCUCACUGACCAGCAUGCACUCGGGCGACUGGCGAUGUUAAGUUGUGAGCUCCGGUGCUUAACGCCAAAAUUCCCUUGACAGUAAACCUCUUCUCUUAUCAUGUCCUACAAAGAGCUUCUAGCAAAAUGAUUGGAUCCUUUCAAGUUUAAACUAAGAUUUGGCAGCAGCAAAUUAAACCUCUUUUUAAAAUUGAAAGGGUUACCACUCACGAAGGACUUCAGCCGCCAUGUCUGAAACUGGUUUCUCUCAGGUGCCGUGUGGUGUGGAACACUUCAUAUAUUGGCCCAAAGUACACGAGGAGGUCUCAGCCGCUGUUGGAAUAAAAAAAAAAAAAACAGUCUGCAUAAAACAGUAUUUAUUUUUCAUUUUGUGACCACUAUUUUUUAAAAAUUAUUUAAUACUUCUCAUGGUUUCAUGCAUUGCUUUGCUUAUCUGUUGACUAGGCUUUCGGUGCCCUACGUGUUUUGUUUUUUCCUGGUAGGGCUCGGUGGUGUUUUCUUGAUCAUCAGAGUUGUUUAUCGAAGCCUAAGAACGCAGCUGUUUAGAAAGGAUUUUCACACUUACCUGCUGAAGCACAUUUAUGUAUUUCUUUAUGGCAAAACCAAAAAACUUUAGUUGUGGUCUGCCUAAUAUUACCAUAGCACCUCAGUACCAAGGGUAGGGACUCUGAUUUCUGAAUUCUUCGUUAACCUACCACAUUAAAGCAAAUUAGCAAAUAAGAAAUAAUAUGUUAACUUGACUGUACAUCAUGAUAUUCUGCAGCUUAUGGAGAAGCGUUUUUAAAAUGUAACAGGUGGAAAAUUACACUGUGCUUAAUGACUGAUUUUUUUUAACUGCUAGUCCCUUAAGGUCACAUUUGUCAAGUGUGUUAUUCACACAUUCACUUCAAUCAAGGGACUCAAUGAUUGCUUUAUUUUAACCAUCUUUUAUUAUUUUUAGAAGGAAACUAGCUUUAGUGGGGUUGCCCUGUAUGUUUUUCUCUUUUUGCUCUAAAUAUGCCAUUGAGUUUUUUGUGUGUGUGUGUGUAUGUGAUGAAUUUUCAAAAUUCACCAUGACUUGAAGUGCAACGACAGAUCUAGAUGUUUGUUUACCAAGCUAUGUGACUUUUUCCAAAGGAUCUGUACUUUAUUUCCUUACAACAGCUUGAAACCUGUUAUUUUAAAAUCUUCGAAUCACUGUGUCUUGAUCAUUUUUACAUUGUGUGCCAUAGACUUACCCGUGGAACAGUAGGGCACCUUCAUUUUCGGACAACUACUGUAAUUAUGUUUUUAGGAAAAAUGGAAGGUGCCGGGGUAAUAGUGGCCAGCCAAUGAUCCUAUCAUAGACUUCACAUACUGUAGUUGUUAGUCGAUGGAUUUGUUAUGUAAUCAAGUGUGUCAAUUUGUAUUGGGUCAAUUCUUCACCCCUUUCUCUGCCACUAGCAACCAGAAUAGCACUUUACCUUUUGGUUGGCUAGAAUUAAGUGGCUGGCUACCUAUUUUUCUCACUGUGGUGUGAUUGGCUAAACGGUCUUUCAUUCAAAGUUGAAAUGUAAACUGAAGUCACAUGAAAAAUCACCUUUGGUUGUAAACCUCCAAUACUUUGAUUCUCCAUCCAUGUUUUCGUCACAUGCUGAGUAAAAAGUGCCUUACAAUGUAAAAAUUGUACAGUACUUAUGUUCCCAAGUAGCGUCAUCAUCUUCUGGGUAGUAAUUACAUUGUGGUAUGAAUAUUUAGGAAAAUGGACCUCAGCAGUGUAUUUACUGUUCAUCUCUUAAGUCCUUAACUGUAGUUUUAAUAAGCAUGACAUUAUUUGAUAAGUAUAUAACAUGUACAUCGUUUCCAAAAAUACUGCCAUGACUGUCUUUUAUGCAUAUUUUAGCUUGAAAUUUCGGAGCGUCUUUUCUUUCUUUCCUUUUUAUUCCCCCUCUUCUUUUUUGUUCUGUUUUCGUUAUUGAUAUUCAACAGUGUAAUCUUUGCAAGCGUAUAUUGAAGAUUAUUCUGGAGCAUUUAUUGCCUUACCAGAACUGUUAGUAAGAAAUGUUCUUUAGCGUAGAAAGAUAGACUUGAGUUUCUAUACUUUAAUAAGAGCUCUUUGUUCCUGGGGGGCGGGGGCGGGGUGGGGUGUGAAUUUUACUUUCAUCUCAAUUUAUUAAAAACCCACAGCUGAAAUAGAUUUUAUUUCAAAGAUCAGCAAUUUUAGAAUUUCAGAUAGUACUUGCUCAGGAGUACACGCUACUCAAGAUAUUAAGAGAGUAACAAGCUAUGUAGAUCUACUGUUGAAUCAGAAUCUAUGUACUUGAACAAAUGUGUGAAUCUUAAAUAUCUCAAAGAAAAAGAAAAGUGUUCUAGAAUGUUGUUGCUUUUUUGAAAAGCACUAAAGGUUAGACCAAGGUAUGCAGUUUUGUUCUAACAGGCAUUUAGGUUCGUUGUAAAGAUAAGGAAUGCAUUAUGGGUCAAAAUCAAACAUUCCUCUCAUGUUAUGUAUAUUUUGUUCCUGUUAUAUUGGCUUUAUUUUCAAAAUGGUAGUUUGUAGUAUUAGUUUCCUUUUAUUGGUAUCCUUGCAUAUACUAUUCAUUCAAUAAAUGAGUUACGACUUUCA